AACAAAAAAAAAAGCAAACUCCUACUAAAAAAACAAAGUCAAAAUUGGAUGUGGGCAUUACUUUCUUCUUCUGCUGUUGGCAUCACUUUCCUCCUUUUAUUGUGAUCUCACCCCAUCGUCCACUCAAUGCCGAAGUCAAAACCUAUAAUGAGGUCGCCAUUGGAAGGAAUCAUGGGCCAUGGGUGAAGUUUCCCUUGCUUUGGGACAGAUCUGGGCUUAGUUGGUUGAGGUUGUGAGUGGGCCACUAUGUAUGUCAUGGAUUCACAAAGGGCAAUGGCAACAAAGGACUGAUGGAGGGAGAUAUCGGACAGAGUUCUCAUCUUCACAGUCGGAGCUUGGACGAGGCUUAGGUAAUGUCGUGAAUGGAGCUUGGACGAGGUCGAGAACGGACGAUGAGCAAGAAGACUGGAGGUGUUGGGUCAAUGAUGGGCAAUGGCGGAUCUGGGCCUCUUUUCCUGUUCUUAGUUCAGUAAAGAUCCCGGAAGAUAAGCUUCCCCGACGAUCCGACUUCUUCUCCAAUCCUCUUCCUGCUUGCCGUACUUCCUUCUCCGACAACGCAGCGUUUUUCGAUUCUUCCGAACCUGUGUUUCGUUUGGUUCCAUUCAUCUCGAUUCAACCAGUUUCUCAAGAUCUUCUUGCACUGAAUAUGUCGACUAGUGGCCUUCCUCCAUCAUCAACUUUCGUGGUCGAUGACAAUGUCUCCUCAACUGUGGAUGAAUCACAGAAUCCAACUGGACAACCUAACCAGAAUUCUCAAACUACUCACUCAUUACAAUCUCUUGAAGAUCCAGCUGACCCUUAUUACCUUCAUCACGCUGACAACCCUGGCAACGUUUUGGUCUCUCAAUAUCUCACAGGUCAAAACAACUAUCCUUCUUGGAGCAGAGCAAUGAAGCUCUCAAUAUCAGUCAAGAACAAAAUGGGGUUUCUCAAUACAUCUAUUCCUAAGCCUUCAUCCACAGAUGUGUCUCUCUACAACGCUUGGGUUCAUAACAACAACAUGGUAAUUUCUUGGAUCCUUAACUCUGUUUCUAAAGAAAUUUUAGCGAGUAUCCUAUAUGAUGAAUCUGCAGCAGAAAUUUGGCAAGAUCUUAAAGUUAGGUUUCAGCAUCAAAACAGACCACACAUAUUCAAUCUAAGGAAAGAAUUAAUGAAUCUUGUACGCCCUGAUUUUCCCACAGGCUGAUUAGCGAGUUGAGGUACGGCCUAAUCAUGAUUACCAUGAGGACGUCCCCAAGACCGGAGCUGCCAUCGUACGAUCCUACCUCCUUGGCUGGAGGUAACCUAAGGGUUCGCCAAGAUUACUUGAGGACUGAGUGUGGACUCUGAAUGCCGCAGGUCGAGGGAAGCAUCCAGCUCGUGGUACGAGCUGGAGUUGGAGGCUGUGACCUUUUAUAAAAUCAACCACGCAAGAUAAACGUGCAUAUAUCAGACAUCACGUGUCUGAUAUGUCCCUGACUUCUCGGAUACGCAGCAGGAAUGUGCGCAUUCAGACACCCACGACUGGGUUGGGCCGUGCGGCCCAUUAUCCCCUUACCUAUUGAUUUGACCACACUUAUGUGUCAGGUUUAGGAAUAAAUCAUGAAUGUCUCAGAGUUGACAUGAUAGGUAAGAAGGUCACGGGAUGACCUUCUUACCAACUUCCAGGUGCCUUCUCCUAUAAAUAUGGAGACCUUGGGAGUUAAUAGGGGUUGGAUUCUAUAUUGUAAGAAAUAUCCUGUAAAAGAAUACCCAGUAUAUAGCAAUAAUAUUGACUAGUGGAGUAGAAGGAUUUUAACC
Humulus lupulus (European hop) is the source of this 1779-nucleotide messenger RNA. RefSeq lists its product as uncharacterized. Bases 251 to 1186 code for a protein of 311 amino acids. NCBI's taxonomy places the organism in Eukaryota, Viridiplantae, Streptophyta, Magnoliopsida, Rosales, Cannabaceae. The record is from RefSeq and is a predicted model, not a curated record. The transcript is spliced from 3 exons.